AUGUGUUCUGCAGCAGCUGCAACAUCAGUCACAAAGAGCAACAAAUACAAUUAUGAAACAUUGAAAGUAUCAAAUCUCACCAACUAUGUCUUCCUUGUCGAGAUCAACAGACCUGAAUCAAGAAAUGCUAUGAAUGUUCAAUUUCAAGAAGACAUGAGGGCAUGUUUCAGUGAACUGAACAAUGACCCUGACUGCAGAUCAGUUGUACUAUCUGGAUCUGGCAAACAUUUUUCAUCAGGUCUUCAUUACUUCUUAGGGUUUCUACUUAUUACACAUUCAUGUCUGGACCUUAGUGACUUGAGUUUCUUCUCACUGAAUGAUUUGGAACCAGGAAGGAAGUCGUUUGCCCUUGGAAAGAUGAUCAGGGCAUUCCAAGAAAGUUUUACUGUCAUUGAAAAAUGCACAAAGCCAGUAAUAUCGGCUGUCCAUGGUGCCUGCAUUGGUGGUGGGGUUGACAUGGUGUGUGCCUCUGACGUCAGGUACUGCUCUAUGGACGCCUGGUUCCAAAUCAAGGAGGUUGAUGUUGGCCUGGCAGCUGACGUUGGAACGUUGCAGAGGCUUCCAAAAAUUGUUGGGAAUGAAAGUUUGGUGAGAGAAUUGUGCUUCACUGGUCGCAAGUUUCUGCCAGACGAAGCAAAGGAGUUUGGCUUUGUUAGCAAAAUAUUUCCUGAUAAAGAAAAGUUGCUAGCUGGAGCUUUUGAACUAGCAAAUGUCAUUGCGUCGAAAAGUCCGAUAGCAGUCCAAGGAACCAAGUUGGGUCUGAUCUACGCAAGAGAUCAUUCCGUGACUGAUUCUCUUAACCAGAUUGCCCUCCUUAACCAAUCGUUGUUGCAGAGUGAAGAUUUGAUAAAGGCUGCCACCGCCAUUCUCAAAAAACAGAAACCCGUUUUUUCCAAAUUAUGA
Messenger RNA from Helobdella robusta, 903 nucleotides. RefSeq lists its product as hypothetical. Gene Ontology annotation, molecular function: delta(3,5)-delta(2,4)-dienoyl-CoA isomerase activity. Bases 1 to 903 code for a protein of 300 amino acids. NCBI's taxonomy places the organism in Eukaryota, Metazoa, Annelida, Clitellata, Rhynchobdellida, Glossiphoniidae. The record is from RefSeq and is a predicted model, not a curated record. Gene Ontology annotation, cellular component: mitochondrion. The transcript has 7 exons.